This is a messenger RNA of Polistes dominula (European paper wasp), 1632 nucleotides long. Its product is annotated as G protein-coupled receptor Mth2. Lineage: Eukaryota; Metazoa; Arthropoda; Insecta; Hymenoptera; Vespidae. Gene Ontology annotation, cellular component: plasma membrane. Gene Ontology annotation, biological process: cell surface receptor signaling pathway; G protein-coupled receptor signaling pathway. The record is from RefSeq and is a predicted model, not a curated record. Gene Ontology annotation, molecular function: G protein-coupled peptide receptor activity.
GUAAAACCGAUGUCACUCAAUCAAAAUGGAUUUACGAAGGAUCAAAUCGAAUUAACGAAAAAUAAUACGUGUUACGAGGUAACACCAGAAACAACGAUUUCCAAUGGCAAACUUAUUUUACGCGCUUGUUACAACGAACGAAUAUGUUCUGACAAAUUGUGCAUUAGAAAAUGUUGUCCUGAGGAUGAAUUUUUUAUCGCUGGUCAAUUCGGUUGUAACAAAUUGAAUAACGAAACAUACGUUAAACAUGGCAAAUUUCACGAAACAUUAUUAAAUGUGUCCAAACACAGGAAUAGUUUUACAAAUGGUUAUGGUAUACUGGUUGGGGUACCAUGUGGAAAACAAGGAAAAUAUAUCUUAGGCCCGAAUGAUACUUAUAGCCUUACUUCUAAAGGAUACCUCGACCAUGUUCAAGCGAGGAUUUAUAAUCACCAUGAGUAUUGUAUGGAAAUGUAUCGAAAUUAUCCUGACGAAGGCUUUUAUCCUUUCGUUUGUUUCGAAGAAAAUGAAAAACAAUGCGAAUUACGAUGCAACAUUUAUACGAUAUUACAAUUGAUCAGUUGUGGAUUUUUUUUUAUGACGUUAAUAGUCUACGCUUGUCUACCAGUCCUUCAAAAUCUUCAUGGGAAAACUUUAAUGUGUCAUGUAGCCCAUAUCUUUUGUGCUUAUUUUUCUCUGGCUAUUAUCAAUUUGGUAACACCCGAAAGGAACGCUGAUAAAUCUACAGCUACUAUAUUGUGCAAAUUUUUAGGUUACACUAUGCUAUUCUCCUUUCUUUCAGCCUUUUCUUGGCUCAACGUCAUGUGCUUCGACAUAUGGUGGACUUUUGGGGGUACACGUGGUAGCACAUCAACGAGAAGAAGAGGACACAGAAAAAGAUUUUUAUUGUAUUGUUUAUAUGCCUGGGGUUUGGCAUGUUUGAUGACUGUCAUAGUAAUCGUCGUAGAUCACACUCAUAUUUUACCGAAUUAUUUGACACCUGGAAUUGGUUUAGGAAGCUGUUGGUUUAAUCAUGGAAAAUAUGUUUAUGCUGAAAUUGUAUUUUUCAUUGGACCAGUUACCCUACAAUUGAUCAUCAACAUACUAUUUUUCGUAGUAACAUCUAUCAAUUGCAACAAAGUUAAAGCUGAAAUAGAUAGGGUCAUUGCAGAUCCAUCUGAUGUUAGAAACAAACGAUACCAAGCUGAUCGAAUCAGGUUAAUGAUGAACAUCAAAUUGUUCAUAGUAAUGGGAAUAUCCUGGAUAUUAGAAAUAAUCUCAUACUUCAUGAACAAAUAUGCCCGAGAUUGGAAAUGGCGAGAAGAUUUUUUUUAUUUUUCCGACUUGUAUAAUUGUUUACAAGGAUUAGCCAUAUUUGUUUUGUUUGUAUUAAAGAAACGCGUUUAUUAUGCAUUGAGAAAAAGAUUGGGGUUCGAGGACAGACGUACGUCGAGUAAUGCAACAACAGCUUUACACGAUACAUCGAGGGUUAACAAAAGUGCAAGUAAUAGUACAUUAAUGUCUACGUUUCAAGUUAGUUCAACACCAUGAUCAAAAUUAAAAGGACGAACUAAUAUAACAUCUUACAUGUAAAAUAAUAAUUAAUAACUAAUAUGGAACACACUUGAAUUUAUUAAGUACAAUUAAUUCAAA